AUGUCGUGCGUACCACCAAACGCGAACAGCGUCCAACCAACUCACACAACGCCUUUUAGAACGCUUUCAUUGCAGAACAACUGGCUAAAACUCGUUUUCCUCCUCAUCUCGAUUGAUGCCACAAGCGGACAUCCCUCCCCGCCGCUCGAGCUUACUCGACGCAACCACGACCUUUCAAAGAGAGCAUUACCCAAGCGAACGGCGACUUAUAUUGGCGUUGUGGUAGGGAUCGUUGGAACGGCCUUUGUCGUGACUGCCUACAUCUGUUGGGACCUCAACCGUCGACGGAGACACAGCAGACAGCGACAGAUGGAGGAAGAGCGCUAUCCACGACCGCCCAUGUCCUAUGACCACUUCCCAGUAGAGCCAGGAGACGAGGUACCGGUCAUUUCGAGGCCUGCGCCUGUCAUGGCCACUUCAAGCCGUCCGAUCACCAUCCCACCACCACCAGAGGGGCUUGUAUACGAAUACGGACAAGAUGUCGUCCUAGGUCCGCCCACAACCACAAAGCACCGGGGGAGCAUGUCUCCCCCGCCAGGGCUGGAGACUGCGGUUCAAAGACCCUCAGCGAACGUUCCCAGCCCGUCAUCCUCUCGACCUCCCACCGCCUCUGCUCCUCCGGCAUACACACCUCCAGGUAGCGAAGACCAUUUAACGGCCGGAUCAAUACCCGUGCCGUUACCAUCGCAUCAACCAUGA
Messenger RNA from Serendipita indica DSM 11827, 699 nucleotides. Lineage: Eukaryota; Fungi; Basidiomycota; Agaricomycetes; Sebacinales; Serendipitaceae. The record is from the annotation of a GenBank genome assembly.